GUUCCCGCACCGCACUGGAAUAACCUAAGGCACACACUUAAGGUAUCUAUGUACAAACCGAUUUCAAUACUAAAUUACGCCGCCCGUCAAGUCUUGGCGCCAACUGAGCUCUUCGACAGGCGCUGAAUCCAUACCACAUAUCAGGAGAUUGUCUACCCUGCACCCCCAGGACUUCUCUUGACAAUUGAUCAAUUCACUCACCCACCGCGCACACGUCCUUCAAUUUAGGAUAGAGUUGCCUGGCAACCUUGAUCCUUAUUUACAACGCCGGAAUUCCUUGACGUCGACGUUCAUACGAAUCCCCCCAUCCGCCCUACCUUUCUCCGCUUCCCACCCACCCCGAACCCACACCUCAAGUGCAAUUUUCAGCCUCCUUCCGUGGUCCAUCUGUUCAUGUGAACAGCAGCCAUGACAUCGCGAAAGACGCAGCAAGAGAUCGACAAGACCUUCAAGAAGGUCGCCGAAGGUAUUCAGUCGUUCGAGGGCAUCUACGAGAAGAUCCGCUCCACGUCAAAUCCGACCCAACGGGAUAAGCUUGAGGAAAACUUGAAACGGGAGAUCAAGAAGCUCCAACGAUAUCGCGACCAGAUCAAGUCAUGGGCGUCAGGCAAUGAGGUCAAAGACAAGGGACCGCUGCUGGAGCAGCGCCGAGCCAUCGAAACUUGCAUGGAGCAGUUCAAAGCGGUAGAAAAGGAAAUGAAGACGAAAGCAUACUCGAAAGAGGGUCUUUCGGCCGCAUCCAGACUCGAUCCGAGAGAAAAGGAAAAGGUGGAGACAUGUGACUUCUUAUCGAGCAUGGUCGACGAGUUACAACAAAAGAUUGAGGCCAUGGAGGCGGAGGAAGAGACGCUGCAUGUGCAGAUGAAGAAGGGCAGGAAGGACGUCGCCAGGGCCAACCGGUUGGCGGAUCUUACGCGGAUAACGGAACGACAUAAGUGGCAUGUCAACAAGCUGGAACUCUUGCUACGAUCGCUGCAAAACGGCAACGUGGAGGUAAACCAAGUGUUGGACUUGAAAGAAAGCAUAAAGUACUAUGUAGAGGAUGGGCAUAAUGUGGACUACUCUGGCGAGGAUGAAACGCUUUAUGAUGACCUGAUCCUAGAUGGUGAGACUGAGGCACAGUUCGGCAUAACGGGUGACAACGACCGGGUAUCAUCGCAGGAUACACAGUCUGUCCAGGAGGAAGAUCUGGACUUGAAGCCGAAGCCCAUUAAGAGCGAAUCCACGGCGCCUCGAAGACCCUCCGCGCAGAUGAAAUCGCCGCUCCCAGUGCUUGCGACACUACAUCCGUCAACGUCCACCAGUGCCACAUCUGGGAUGAAGCCCGCACCACCACCCACCCGUCUACCUGGGGAAACCCUUAAAUACGCCUCCGCGGCGGCUGCGGCGGCUGCCAGUGAUAAGAACGGUGUUGGCAUUGCUCCCCUUCCUCCACCGCCGGGCACAAGCCCUGCUUUCCCCGCUGCCAGUUUGGUCUCGAGACCUUCAUCGACUGCUUCCCCUAGCGUUGCCUCCGUACAACCUGUAUCUAAGCCGACCGCGACGACAAGUAUCGCUUCGGAGGAGCGGUCCAAGACACCCGCGCUCAGCCCCAAUGUCACUGCCGCGAGUGCGUCGAAUACAGUGCAGUCGACGCCUGCAACCAAGAAGGCGGAGACGUCAGCCACCAAGGAAUCACAGCCAACGGUGAACGGUGAGGCGAGCAAGGAAGAGUCGCGCGAGGAGGAAUCGAUAUACCACCUGCCUCCGGGGCUGCAAGAUCUGAUCCAUUCCUUCGAGGUGACCAAGAGCCGAGCAGCAGCACAAAGUUCCACAAACCCCCCUCCGUCAGUGCAACGGCUCCUUACGGCAUCACUCAACACCUGUCCCGAGCCGGCGGAUGCUGAAAAGCCACGUCACUAUAAACCUCAGAACCCGUACAAUACCCCUCUUUAUUACCCUCAAGAGCCGCUUGCCAUCUUCGACGACCCCCGGUUAUACGACACGGGGAGGAUCGAUACGGAUACUCUGUUCUACCUGUUUUAUUACCGGCAAGGCACGUAUCAGCAAUUCCUAGCGGCCAAAGCGCUCAAGAACCAAAGUUGGCGAUUCCACAAGCAGUACCAGACCUGGUUCCAACGGCACGAGGAACCCAAGACCAUCACAGAGGAAUUUGAACAAGGGACGUAUCGGUUCUUUGAUUACGAGAGUACAUGGAUGAACCGUCGUAAGGCCGAUUUCAAGUUUGUCUACAAGUACCUGGAAGACGAACUAUAAUGCGGCUUUAGUCUCCUUGUUUCUUUGAGUUCGUGUAUGUAUGGUAGGCAUUCGGUCCAAUUAUUUGCGGUGUGGUUAUGGGUCAUCUACACUGGAGAUGGGCAUUGAGUUUCAGGUCGUUCGGGUUGCCGACGGUUGGGAGUCUGUCAUUUCUUUUGACUUUUUUUUUCUUCUCCCUUUUUUUUUUU
Molecule: messenger RNA, 2444 nt
Organism: Aspergillus caelatus
Lineage: Eukaryota; Fungi; Ascomycota; Eurotiomycetes; Eurotiales; Aspergillaceae
Product: Not1 N-terminal domain, CCR4-Not complex component-domain-containing protein
Exons: 3
Coding region: 409-2256 (615 amino acids)
Biological process (GO): nuclear-transcribed mRNA poly(A) tail shortening; regulation of DNA-templated transcription
Cellular component (GO): P-body; CCR4-NOT core complex; nucleus
Source: RefSeq, a predicted model, not a curated record